This is a messenger RNA of Erinaceus europaeus (western European hedgehog), 5342 nucleotides long. RefSeq names its product phosphatidylinositol-4,5-bisphosphate 3-kinase catalytic subunit delta (gene PIK3CD). The transcript is spliced from 24 exons. The coding region runs from base 286 to 3402 and encodes 1038 amino acids. The record is from RefSeq and is a predicted model, not a curated record. Gene Ontology annotation, molecular function: 1-phosphatidylinositol-3-kinase activity; 1-phosphatidylinositol-4-phosphate 3-kinase activity. NCBI's taxonomy places the organism in Eukaryota, Metazoa, Chordata, Mammalia, Eulipotyphla, Erinaceidae. Gene Ontology annotation, cellular component: plasma membrane; phosphatidylinositol 3-kinase complex; cytoplasm. Gene Ontology annotation, biological process: cell migration; phosphatidylinositol-3-phosphate biosynthetic process; phosphatidylinositol-mediated signaling.
GCUGUCUGUCAGCAGGCGGGCGUCUGCACAACGCCCCGCCCUGCGCCGCUGCUCCUGGAGCCUAGCGCCCUGGCUCUGAGCCGGGCAGCCGAGUGCGCAGAGCCGCCCAGCCUCCGCCGGCCGCCGGGACAGAUGGAUAAUGUGCCCAGAGUCAGGCAAAGCUGGAAUGAUGCUCACUGAGUUUAACGCAUUGUUAGUCUGCCAGGAAGAGGAGCCUUUGCAGCUGCUGGCCUCCCAUAGGCCGCUCCAGAGAGGACAGCUGGUAUCUCAGAAGUGAGGGGCAGGAUGCCCCCUGGGGUUGACUGCCCCAUGGAAUUCUGGACCAAAGAGGAGAACCAGAGUGUGGCAGUGGAUUUCUUGUUGCCCACAGGGGUGUAUCUGAACUUCCCCGUGGCCCGGAAUGCUAAUCUCAGCACCAUCAAGAAGGUGCUGUGGCACCGGGCCCAGUACGAGCCGCUCUUUCACAUGCUCAGUGACCCCGAGGCCUACGUGUUCACCUGUGUCAACCAGACGGCGGAGCGGCAGGAGCUGGAGGAUGAGCAGCGGCGGCUGUGUGACAUCCAGCCCUUCCUGCCGGUGCUGCGCCUGGUGGCCCGGGAGGGCGACCGGGCCAAGAAGCUCGUCAACUCGCAGAUCAGCCUGCUCAUCGGCAGAGGCCUCCACGAGUUUGACUCCUUGCGCGACCCGGAGGUGAAUGACUUUCGGGCCAAGAUGCGCCAGUUCUGUGAGGAAGCGGCCAUGCGGAGGCAGCAGCUGGGCUGGGAGGCCUGGCUUCAGUACAGCUUCCCCCUGCAGCUGGAGCCCUCCGCGCACAGCUGGGGGCUCAGCACCGACCGGGCCCUGUUGGUCAACGUGAAGUUUGAGGGCAGCGAGGAGAGCUUCACCUUCCAGGUGUCCACCAAGGACCCGCCCUUGGCACUGGUGGCCUGCGCCCUCCGCAAGAAGGCCACGGUGUUCCGGCAGCCGCUGGUGGAGCAGGCUGAGGACUACGCCCUGCAGGUGAACGGGAAGCACGAGUACCUGUACGGCACCUACCCGCUCUGCCAGUUCCAGUAUAUCUGCAGCUGCUUACACAGUGGGCUGACCCCCCACCUCACCAUGGUGCACUCCUCCUCCAUCCUGGCCAUGCGGGACGAGCAGAGCAAGCCCGCACCCCAAGUCCAGAAGCCGCCACGCAGCAAACCACCCCCCAUCCCCGUGAAGAAGCCAUCCUGCACAUCCCUGUGGUCCCUGGAGCAGCCCUUCUGCAUCCAGCUGAUCCAGGGCAGUAAAGUCAACGCAGAUGAGCGCAUGAAGCUGGUGGUCCAGGCUGGUCUCUUCCACGGCAAUGAGACACUGUGCAAGACUGUGUCCAGCUCGGAGGUGAAUGUGUGCUCGGAGCCCGUGUGGAAGCAGCAGCUGGAGUUUGACAUCAACGUCUGCGACCUGCCUCGCAUGGCGCGGCUGUGCUUUGCGCUCUACGCCGUCAUCGAGAAGGCCAAGAAGGCCCGCUCCACCAAGAAAAAGUCCAAGAAGGCGGACUGCCCUAUCGCCUGGGCCAACCUCAUGCUGUUCGACUACAAGGACCAGCUCAAGACGGGCGAGUGCUGCCUCUACAUGUGGCCCUCCGUGCCAGACGAGAAGGGGGAGCUGCUGAAUCCCACGGGAACUGUGCGGAGCAACCCCAACACCGAGAGCACGGCUGCCCUGCUCAUCUGUCUACCAGAGGUGGCUCCUCACCCUGUGUACUACCCUGCCCUGGACAAGAUCCUGGAGCUUGGGCGGCAUGGGGAGCAGGGCCGCUUCACAGAGGAGGAGCAGCUGCAGCUUCGGGAGCUCCUGGACCGGCGGGGCUCUGGGGAGCUGUACGAGCACGAGAAGGACUUGGUGUGGAAGAUGAGGCAUGAGAUCCAGGAGCACUUCCCAGAGGCGCUGGCCCGGCUGCUGCUGGUCACCAAGUGGAACAAGCACGAGGAUGUGGCCCAGAUGCUAUGCCUGCUGUGCUCCUGGCCCGAGCUGCCGGUCUUGAGCGCCCUGGAGCUGCUGGACUUCAGCUUCCCAGACCGCCAUGUGGGCUCCUUCGCCAUCAAGUCCUUGCGGAAGCUGACGGAUGACGAGCUUUCCCAGUACCUGCUGCAGCUGGUGCAAGUGCUCAGGUACGAGUCCUACCUGGACUGCGAGCUGACCAAGUUCCUGCUGGACCGGGCCCUGGCCAACCGCAAGAUAGGCCACUUCCUCUUCUGGCACCUCCGUUCCGAGAUGCACGUGCCUGCCGUGGCCCUGCGCUUCGGCCUCAUCAUGGAGGCCUACUGCCGGGGCAGCACCUGUCACAUGAAGGCGCUGAUGAGACAGGGGGAGGCCCUGAACAAACUGAAGGCCCUGAACGACUUCGUCAAAGUCAGCUCCCAGAAGACCACCAAGCCGCAGACCAAGGAGCUCAUGCAGCUGUGCAUGCGCCAGGAGACCUACGUGGAGGCACUGUCCCACCUGCAGUCCCCGCUGGACCCCAGCACCCUGCUGGCCGAAGUCUGCGUGGAGCAGUGCACCUUCAUGGACUCCAAGAUGAAACCGCUGUGGCUCGUGUACAGCAGUGAGGAGGCGGGCAGCACGGGCAUCAUCUUCAAGAAUGGGGAUGACCUCCGGCAGGACAUGCUGACACUGCAGAUGAUCCAGCUUAUGGAUGUGCUGUGGAAGCAGGAGGGGCUGGACCUCAGAAUGACCCCCUACGGCUGCCUGUCCACCGGGGACCGGACGGGCCUCAUUGAGGUCGUGCUCCACUCAGACACCAUUGCCAACAUCCAACUCAACAAGAGCAACAUGGCCGCCACAGCCGCCUUCAACAAGGACGCCCUGCUCAACUGGCUCAAGUCCAAGAACCCUGGGGAGGCCCUGGACAGAGCCAUCGAGGAGUUCACCCUCUCCUGCGCAGGCUACUGUGUGGCCACGUACGUGCUGGGCAUCGGUGAUCGGCACAGUGACAACAUCAUGAUCCGGGAGAACGGGCAGCUUUUCCACAUUGACUUUGGUCACUUUCUGGGGAAUUUCAAAACCAAGUUUGGGAUCAACCGGGAGCGCGUGCCGUUCAUCCUCACUUACGACUUUGUGCACGUCAUCCAGCAGGGCAAGACCAGCAACAGUGAGAAGUUUGAGAGGUUCCGGGGCUACUGUGAGCGAGCCUACACCAUCCUGCGGCGCCACGGGCCGCUAUUCCUCCACCUGUUUGCCCUGAUGCGGGCGGCGGGCCUGCCCGAGCUCAGCUGCUCCAAGGACAUCCAGUACCUCAAGGACUCUCUGGCGUUGGGAAAAACAGAGGAGGAGGCCCUCAAACACUUCCGAGUGAAGUUUAACGAAGCCCUGCGGGAGAGCUGGAAGACCAAAGUGAACUGGCUGGCCCACAACGUGUCUAAAGACAACAGGCAGUAGCAGCCCCUCUAGACCCUGGGUCCGAGAAAAACAGGCCUUAAACACUGGCAGACAGGCAGCCUCAGCCCCUGGGGUCCGGACGCCUGAACGCGGCCCACGGAAAAGAGCAUCUGCGCGCGGCCUUCUGUUUACACUGGUUACUUAUUUAUGACUUGACAUGUUUCAGGAACGAAGCAGCCAUAAAAGGACCUUGCACCCUUUGUGCAGGGGAGGGCCGGUCUCUCCGUCCGUCCAGAUCACAGCCUUGGUGAGACGGUGCCGAGGUGGGCAUCUCGAGGCCGAGUCUCACCCAGGACCGUGCCCUCAAGUCUCCCAGCUGGUGGGUCUGGACUCCGAGGUCUUCCCUGUGGGGCAGCCUCCCUGCUCCUUGGGCCCCUGGCUGCUCAGCCCAGCAGCUGCCCCCUCCACGCCUCCCUCCCCCUUCCAGCUCUGCUGACAGAGUUCUGGGCAGCUCCCAGAGGAAGCCUGCUCAGCCCAGCAGCCCCCUCCACGCCUCCCCCGCCUCAGCUCUGUUGACAGAGCUCUGGGCAGCUCCCAGAGGAAGCCUGGGCACCCUCCUCUCAAGUCAGGGAAUCUUGCUUGCCAUUUUGAAAGCAACUCCUGGGUUCGAGGCUUCUCUCCUCUGGGCUGUGGACGUGAUUCGGUGUGCGGGUAAGAGAGCCAGAUAGCCUGACUACGCGCUCGGCCUCUGUGGUUCAGGAUGGCCCCCGGCCCCCAUGAAGUCUCAGGUACCACCUGGCUGGGCAGUUACACAGGCCGGAGCUCGACUGAGCUCACCUGGGCAUGGAGCCAGGGAACGGAGCAAGGAAAAGGCAGGUGGGAGCGUAGUGAGCUGAGCCUCUCCCCGCAGUCUGGGGGAGGGAGGAGAGCGCCCUCUGAGAGCUUGUGGACAGCGGUCAGGCACCGGAGACUAGGCAGGGGCACAGGCGAGGCAAACAGCUCCAGAUCUGAGUUCAGGAGAUGCAGGUAUCCCCCUCCACAGGCGAGCAUGGGCGGAGGCUCGGAGUCUGGCUUGUGGAAGCCCUCACAUCAGCAGCUCUACUGCCAGCCUCUCGGGGCCUUGCUAGGAGGGGCAGGAGUAGCUGCCUGCCCACAGUUUCGGAGAGCGAGUGGGGAGGAGAGGGCACAGCAGCUGCCUGGACUUGCAUGCCUGGAGCUCAGCCAGGUCCAGGCUCAGUCUCAGCACCACCACGUAUGCCAGAGCCGAGCUGUGCUCUAGCACCCCCUCUGCCCCCAAAAACAAACAGGGACGUCAGGGACGGCAGCAGAGCUCAGUCCCACCACCACGUAUGCCAGAGCCGAGCUGUGCUCUAGCACCCCUCUGCCCCCAAAAACAAACAGGGAUGUCAGGGACGGCAGCAGAGCUCGGUCCCAGCACCACCACGUAUGCCAGAGCCGAGCUGUGCUCUAGCACCCCCUCUGUCCCCACAAACAAACAGGGAUGUCAGGGACGGCAGCAGAGCUCACCUGGGAGGUGCCUGGUCUGCCAAGGGUCACAUCUGAGCCCAGCCCCAUGUUGCCAGGGAAAGCUUUGGUGCUGCGGUCUGUCAGUCUCCCCCACCCAUCUGCAAAACUGGCCUGGGCCAGUGAAGCCUCAGGAACAGCAAAAGAAAGUUUCUCGGUGCCGAUGCAGUCAGGCUUGGGAUCGGUAGGAGGCAGUCUGGUGUUCACACCUGGCCCAGGUGAGGCCUGCAGCCGCCUCUUGCCUUCUGGGAGCUCGCCUGUGGCUACUCAGCUGGGUACCCUACCUCCUCGCGGCACUUGAGAUUUGGGUGGGCAGCCCCUGGGCCUGGCGGGAGGGGAGAGGAGGGAGGGAAGGGCCUUCCACUGUGUUGUGAGCCCUGUCUGGGGAAGAAGGGCUCCUCAGCACUGACACACUCUGUGAGCCCUAAAGUCACUGGUGAAAGCAGGUUCACAGGAAUAAAAGCCUUUCUGCGUCA